Messenger RNA from Gallus gallus (chicken), 921 nucleotides. It is a transcript of the gene GBA3, whose product is annotated as glucosylceramidase beta 3. Gene Ontology annotation, molecular function: hydrolase activity, hydrolyzing O-glycosyl compounds. Gene Ontology annotation, biological process: carbohydrate metabolic process. The record is from RefSeq and is a predicted model, not a curated record. NCBI's taxonomy places the organism in Eukaryota, Metazoa, Chordata, Aves, Galliformes, Phasianidae.
AUGGCAUAUCACUUCACAUACAUACUCUACAUCCUAAUGCCGUGCCAUGCUGAACUGCCGAAACUCUCUCUGCUGCUGAUGGAGGAUAUUGCUUUUCCAGCUGGAUUUGCUUGGGGUGCAGCUACAGCAGCAUAUCAAAUUAAAGAAGGCUGGAAUACAGAUGGAAGUGGCCUUAAUGUCUGGGACAUAUUCACCCAUCAGGGAGGAGAUCGAGUUUUCAAGAACCAGACUGGUGAUGUAGCUUGUGGCAGCUACACUCUGUGGGAGGAAGAUUUGAAAUGUAUCAAACAGCUUGGAUUGACUCAUUAUCGCUUUUCUCUUUCCUGGUCACGUCUGUUACCUGAUGGGACGACAGGUUUCAUCAACCAGAAAGAAGAUGAAGGUGGUUGGAGAUCUAAAAAGAUCAUUGAGACCUUUGAUAAUUAUGCAAAAUAUUGCUGCAAAGCAUUUGAAGACUGAGUAAAGCUGUGGAUCAUUAUUAAUGAGCCUUAUGUUGUUGCUACACAUGGUUGUGGAAAAGGUAUAGCCCCUGCUACAACAGAAUCUUGUACCAGAACUUACAAGGCAGUUCAUAAUUUGAUAAAAGCUCAUGCUAAAGCCUGGCACAGUUACGAUAAGAUAAUUAGAGAAAACAAUGUGGACCUUCUAUGGCUUGCUGAAGUACCAUGGGGUUUAUACUGACUUCUGUAUUAUAUCAAAGAUAUAUAUAAUAACCCUCUAAUUUACAUCACUGAGAAUGGGUUUUCCCAAAGUGACCCUGCUCUACUUGAUGACAGCCAACGAUGGGAGUAUUUCAAGCUGAAUUUACAGGAAAUUUUGAGUUCAUUUGGACUAUUCCACAUCAACCCUGAAAACUCAAACAUUCCUUGUACUCCUUAUACAUCAGCAAAAGAUUAUGCAAAAGACAUCAAAACAAACUGA